AUGGGAAAUUUAAAAAUACUUUUUUCAUUUUUUUGCUUUUUGUUUUUUUUCCUUCCUAUUUUGAAUUGUGAACAUUUUCAUGACAAAAAAAUUAACUUAAAAAUAGAGUUAGUUGAUAAAGAUUUGUUAUUAUCGUUUGACCACUUAAGGAAAGAAAAAAAUAUAGUCCAAAAUGGAAGAAAAAUUAAUAUAAAAGUUUUUGAAAGAAUAAAAGAAAAUGUUUUAGAAAGAGCCUUUGUUGUAAAAGAAAUAGACAAAAUAAAAAGUUUAAAUCCAUUACAAAAAAAAAAAGUAGUGAGAUUAGAAAAGUUGAACGAAACAUUUAAUGAAGCCAACAGUGAAACAGAUAAUGAAGAAGCACAUAGUGAUAUAAAUGAUGAAGACAAUAAAGAUGAAGAAAAUAAUAUGAAAGUCAUUUCAUCUGAAGAAUCUAUGGAAAAUGAUAUUCAUAUGCUACGUAAAGUAUACCAAAGAAAUUCAAGAGAUGGAUCAACAACAUACUGCUAUAUGAAAUAUACAUUCAAUAUAAAUUUAGAAAAACUAAAUGAAAACAGUAGAAGUGAAUUAUUUAAAGGUCUAGAUAAGGCACCAAAUUAUAUGUCCUUUUUACCAGAUGAGGAAAUUAGCGAUGCUGAAUCCAUACUCGAUGGAGAAUACAAACAAAUGGAUAACUCAGUGGAGUACAAUGAUUCCAUUAUAUCAAAUGUUGAACUAAAAAAUAAUAAUGUUAAUGAAUUUAAUAAUUCAGAAUAUAUUGAUGCUAUUGAUGAAAUUAUUAAUUACAUAGACAGUAAAAGUGAUGAAAUAAAUAUACCUUUUUCCCUUAAACAUAAAUUAUUAAAGGAAAAAAAUAAUUUACAUUCAUAUGAUAAUAAAACAGAUGACAUUUGGGGGAAUAAUUCUCAAAUAGAAAAAUAUUACCUUUACGAAAUGUUAAGAAAUUUAAAAAAUUCUUUUAUUAAAGAGAAAAAAAAAAUAACAUCUUUAAAUAGAACAAAUAAGGAGGAUGAUAAUAAGAGUAUUCCUGAUAAAACUGAUGAUAAUAUUUUUAUAAAUUCAAUUGAGAAAACUUUUUAUUGUUAUAAUUUAUUAAAAAAAAAUGAUGUGCUUCAUUCUUUAAUUGUUAAUGAAUAUGAUAAAGAAGAAAAUUCCUCCAGAAAUGUGAGUAUUAAAAAUCAUCUACAUGAUAAUUUAUUAAGUGAAAUAUCGAAAGAGGAAAACAGUUAUGACACAGAGAAUGUAAAGAAGUGUGAAUCUUUUUUUAAAUUAGUUAUAAAAAGCGAAAUAAUUUUAAAUAAAGAUCUAGAUAUUUCAAAGGAUACAGACAGCAUAAAAAUUAAAAGAGAAAGAGAAAAAGAGGAUGAAGAAGAAGAAAAAGAAGAUAAUAAUGAAGUAGAAAAAGAAGAGAAUAAUGAAGUAGAAAAAGAAGAGAAUAAUGAGGAAGAAAAAGAAGAAGAGGAAGAAGAUGAAAUAGAAGAGAAAAAAAUGAUUAAAGAAGAAGGAGAAAAAGUAGAAGAAAAAAAUUCAAAUAAUGAAAAUGCUAUUUCUAUAAAUUCAGAUUCACCAAUGAGUAAUUCAAAUUUUAAUGACUAUUAUAAGAUAAAUAGUGAAUAUAAUUCUAAUGCCAAUUUAAUACAUAACAAAACAAAUGAUACUCUAGAUUUAUCAUAUUUGCGUACUAAUCCAGUUAACUUAAAAAAAGCUCAAGUAUUCAAUGAAUUGUUAGAGGAAACAAAAAACAAUGAAAUAGAUUAUGAAUAUAAUGAUGAUGAUGAUGAUGAUGAUGAUGAUGAUAAUGACGAUGAUGAUGAUGAUGAUGACGAUGAUGAUGAUGACUAUAAUGAUGAUGACUAUAAUGAUGAUGACGAUGAUGAUGAUGAUGAUAAUGAUGAUGAUAAUGAUGACGAUGAUGAUGAUGAAAAUGAUAUAGAUAAUGAUAAUGACGAUGACGAUGACGAUGACGAUGAUGAUAAUGACAAUGAAGAAGAAAUUGGAGAAAAAAGUAUAUUGAAAAGUUUAGCAAAAAAAGGUGCCAAUAAGUUAAUAGAUAAAGCUUCAGAUACUAUUUCGAAAACUAUAAAUAAAAAAUUUAAUGUUGGUAAAUUAUUAGAUAAAGCAAACAAGAUAGUUGGUAAAGUUAAAAAAGGGGUUAAUAAAAGCAAAAAGGUCGUUAGUAAAGUUAAAAAGGAAGCAAAAAAAGGUACCGAUAAAGUUAAAAAAGAAGUAAAACGAGGUGCAAAGGCAGCUAAAAAAGAAACAAAAAAAAAAGUUGAUAACUCUAAAAAAGUAGCAAAAAAAAGUGUUGAUAAAGUUAACAAAGAAUCAGUAAACUCUUCCAAUAUUUUAAGAAAUAACAAAAAAGCAGCUGUUAAUAAAAAGAAAAAUACAUUUAGUAAAGGUCAAAAGAAUAAAAAAAAAAUGUUAAAAACAAAAUCUAAUUCAAAAAAAAAUUCUACAAGUUCAUUAGGGAAAAAAGGCUCAAACGAAAAAAUUUCCUUAUUAAGUGUAUCUUCUGAAUCAAACAAAAAUUCUUUAAAUAAGGAGAAAAUAAAAAAGGAAAUGAAAAAAAUUAAUAAAGGAUACAAAAAACUGAAAAAAAUGGAAAAUAAAAUAAAGGAAGAAUUAAAAACUCCCGUUCCUUCGGACAAAAAAAUAAUUGCUGAAUUUGAUGAGUUUGAAAAAUUAAAUGAAAAGGAUAAGGAGUAA
Molecule: messenger RNA, 2706 nt
Organism: Plasmodium gallinaceum
Lineage: Eukaryota; Apicomplexa; Aconoidasida; Haemosporida; Plasmodiidae
Product: secreted ookinete protein, putative
Exons: 1
Coding region: 1-2706 (901 amino acids)
Source: RefSeq, a predicted model, not a curated record